This is a messenger RNA of Pimephales promelas (fathead minnow), 1287 nucleotides long. Its product is annotated as SH2 domain-containing protein 1B. Gene Ontology annotation, biological process: positive regulation of B cell differentiation; regulation of immune response; negative regulation of signal transduction. NCBI's taxonomy places the organism in Eukaryota, Metazoa, Chordata, Actinopteri, Cypriniformes, Leuciscidae. Gene Ontology annotation, cellular component: cytosol. The record is from RefSeq and is a predicted model, not a curated record.
GACUUUAGUUGGUUCGCAUCUGCAUUAAUUACCUCAGACUCAGACGGAAAAAUGCUCGCACAAUGCCUUGAAGUGUCUCAUAGUUUCUGAGUGUGGGCAUCAAGGAAGUUUCCUUUCGAUUCGGUCCACUAAGCUGCCUGUGGACUUGCGGAAGAAGACAUAUUUUGAGCAAACAGGAGCAGUGACUUGAAUUGGCAGCACGCUCCUCAUGUGCGAUGUGAAACAUGGACCAUCCAGCGUAUCAUGGGCCAAUAAGCAAACAAAGAUGCGAGGAGCUGCUCGGGAAGAAAGCGAAGGACGGAACAUACCUCAUUCGUGACAGUGAGACCAUUCAGGGAGCUCUCUGCCUGUGUGUAUAUAAACAAAAAGUGGUCUAUACUUAUAGGAUCCUUCAAAGCCACUCUGGAUCCUACACUCUACAGGCUAGCUCAGGUGUAGAGGAGAAGUUCUUCAAGACAAUGAAGGAUCUUAUUCGUCAUUACAAGAAAAGGAAUCAAGGACUUGCAACACACUUAAACCGUUCGCUGAAAAGAAAAACACUGCCAGAACAGUCUUUUCACAGUCAAAGUCCAGAACCACCAGUGCAUAAUGAGGAAAACGAAUAUGAAAAUGUUGAUUGCUCAGCGGACUAUGUCGUUGUUCUACCAGAUGAUUUAUGUGAUGUUCGGCCUGGACACUGGGAUCAGCCAACUUGAAGGAUAUAGAUGCGCAUUACGCAAUCCUCGUAAUGUUUCCAAGAACUUUCUGGGCUUUUUUACCUCGGAUAUGGACGUUUCAUGUGAUCGCAUUACAUGAAUCACAUUUUAUCAUUUGUAUGAUUUUGUGCUUGGUAAAUGCAUAAAUCGUGGAUGUGUAUUUCAAUGCUGCAAUGUUGUGGAUUUUGUUGUCAUUAUAAAUUUGAUUCUCAUCAUAAUAAUUUGAGUUAAAAGUUUGGUUUGGUUUUCCCGGAUAUAUAUUUAAUAUACAGAGGAUUUCACACGGUAAGUGCUUAAAAACCUAGAAAUAGUGCUAAAUAUUGUUUAAUAGUGCUAAAUUGUAUUUCACAACAUUGUGGCAAUUCUAUAUUUGUGUAAAACAGAGUCUAUAAGGUAUGUAGUGUAAAUAUUUUGUUCUUAAUGAACGUGCUGUGGUUUUUCACAUGUAAAUAUAUUCCAUUUAACCACUUAAAUGGGCCCACAUAAGUACAGUUUCCUAUGCACUGUUCCAUUGGUUCAAAGAUAGAACUGAUGUCACUGCCUAAAUUUAAGUUUGGUUGGUGUUUUUUAAUAAAUCAGUAUUUAAAAAUCA